AUGGUUGUAACUCUAUAUCACCGCAUAUAUGCGGUUAAUCAAUCAACUUGUCGUGCUCUACCGGGAGAUGCUGCUUGGCCUUCACAAUCUGAUUGGGAUCAGCUUAACAAAACCAUUGGAGGAAAUCUCAUUGUUGGCAAGCCCUUGGCACAACCUUGCUAUACACCAACAAUCGACGCAGAUCGUGAUACAUGUGUCACAAUUCGAGAUGAUUGGACAUCAGGGGACCUAUACUACACCGAUCCUGUCAAUGUGAUGUCCCCCUAUUGGCUCAACAACACUUGUAGCCCUUAUCUCGGGUCGGACCCAACGUGCAUAAUGGGUAACAUUGCAGUCUAUGCAGUCAAUGUUACCGGCCCGGAUACGGUUGCUGCCGCGCUCAAGUUUGCGCAGCAGAAGAACAUCAGACUUUCGAUCAAGAACACGGGCCACGAUUACAUCGGAAGGUCGAACGGCCAGGGAUCUCUGGCGCUAUGGACGCACAACCUCAAGAACUUUACCGUUUUUAACUACAGUAGCCCCGGUUACACCGGCCCUGCCAUCAAGGCCGGCGCGGGUAUACAGUUCUUCGAAGCCUAUGAACUCGCUGCAAAUGCUGGUUAUAGGGUCACCGGCGGAUUCUGCCCUACGGUCGGAAUGGUCGGCGGCUAUGUGCAGGGAGGUGGCCACGGGCCGCUUUCUUCAAGUUACGGAAUGGCAGCCGAUAACACGCUUGAGUUUGAGGUUGUGACAGUCGAUGGCCGGCAUCUAACCGCCUCGCCCACCCAGAACUCGGAUUUGUACUGGGCGUUGAGUGGGGGUGGAGCAGGCAACUAUGCCGUCGUCCUAUCGCUGACGAUCAAGGCGCACCCCGAUGGCCAAACAGCCGGCGCAUCAUUUUCCUUUGCCAACACAAACGCGACGCAAUACUGGGCAGGCGUGGCUGCAUGGCACAAAGCCCUCGUCACGAUCAACACCAUCCCCAAAUUCUCGACCUCUUGGGGUUUCGACAACUCCGCAUUCAGUCUCAAUGUCGCCACAUUAGCCGACGGCACGCAAGCCGAACUAGAAGGCUACCUGAAACCCUUCCUAGACGAGCUCUCCAGCCUCGGCAUCACGCUAGCCAGCUACAACACGUCGGAGCACGCGCGGUUCUACGACCACUACGAAGCGUACUCGUUCCCGCCGGAGAUCUACGCGACGAACAGCUCGCUGGGCGGGCGUCUGAUCCCGCCCUCCACGAUCGAGGGCAACCUGACGGGCCUCAUCGCCGCGUUCCAGCAGAUCGUGCAGGACGCCGACUUCCCGCGGAACCGGAUCAGCGCGAUAUCCGUCAACGUGACGCACGCGCGCGUCGGCAACGCCGCCGGCUCGAACGCCGUCCUGCCCGCCUGGCGCGACGCCCUCUACACCCUGAACGUGGGCAUCGGCUUCGACGCCGACGCGCCGACGCCCGAGCUCGUCGCCGUCCAGCAGAAGGUCAACGCCUGGCAGGCGCUCUUCACGCCCCUGACCCCGGGCGGCGGCGGCUACAUGAACGAGGCGACCUUCGACGACCCGUCCUGGAAGGAGGACUACUACGGCGCCAACUACGACAAGCUGCUGUCCAUCAAGAAGAAGUACGACCCGGGCUUCGCGCUGUGGCAGCACACGUCCGUCGGCACCGAUGCUUACUGGGAGCUCAACGGGGAGGGGAGGUUGUGCCGUGUUAAAUGA
Messenger RNA from Annulohypoxylon truncatum, 1695 nucleotides. RefSeq names its product FAD-binding domain-containing protein. Lineage: Eukaryota; Fungi; Ascomycota; Sordariomycetes; Xylariales; Hypoxylaceae. The coding region runs from base 1 to 1695 and encodes 564 amino acids. The transcript has 3 exons. Gene Ontology annotation, molecular function: FAD binding; oxidoreductase activity. The record is from RefSeq and is a predicted model, not a curated record.